AUGGAGAACACGUCUCUCGGCAACGAGUAUGGGGAUUACGGCGACAUUCCGGAUCUCCCGGUGGACUGUGCUGAUGGCUCCUGCGUCUCCGUCGACCUCCUCCACGCAACCCCACUCCUGCUGUAUGCUGCCGUCUUCCUGGUGGGGGUGCCGGGCAAUGCCAUGAUGGCCUGGGUGACCUGGAAAGAGGCCCGCCAGAGGGUCAGUGCCAUCUGGUUCCUCCAACUGGCCGUGGCGGACCUGCUCUGCUGCCUGUCUCUCCCCAUCCUGGCAGUGUCGGUCGCUCACAAGGGCCAUUGGCUGUACGGGGCAGUGGGCUGCCGGACCCUGCCCUCUGUCAUCCUGCUGUCCAUGUAUGCCAGCGUCCUCCUCCUGGCCACUCUCAGCAUGGACCUCUGCCUGCUGGCCCUCAGGCCCAUCUGGUGGGGUGCAGCUGGGCGGGCAUGCAGGGUACGGGCAGCCUGUGGGGCAUGCUGGGGGCUGGCCCUGCUGCUCACCGUGCCCUCGGCCGUCUACCGCCGGCUGCAUCAGGAGCAUUUCCCACGCCGGCUGGAGUGUGUGGUGGACUACGGUGGCUCGACCCUGGCAGAGAACUCAGUGACGGCCAUCCGGUUUAUUUUUGGCUUCCUGGGGCCACUGGUGGUCGUGGUCAUCUGCUAUGGUGCCCUCCUGUGUCAUGCUACCCGACGCUGCUGGCCACUGGGCCUGGCCGUGGUGGUGGGGUUUUUUGUCUGCUGGGCCCCCUACCAUGCGCUGGGACUGAUAAUCACCAUGGCGGCCCCACACUCCACACUCCUGGCCCAGGCCCUGCGGGCUGAACCCUUGGUGGUGGGCCUGGCUCUUGCUCACAGCUGCCUCAAUCCCAUGCUUUUCCUCUAUUUUGGGCAGGCUCAACUCCGCCAGUCUCUGCCAGCUGCAUGUCGCUGGGCCCUGAAGGAGCCACAGAGUGAGGAUGAAAGUAUGGUCAGCAAGAAAUCAACCAGCCACGACCUGGUCUCAGAGAUGGAAGUGUAG
This is a messenger RNA of Rangifer tarandus platyrhynchus (Svalbard reindeer), 1014 nucleotides long. The record is from the annotation of a GenBank genome assembly. Lineage: Eukaryota; Metazoa; Chordata; Mammalia; Artiodactyla; Cervidae.